UCAUAUUAUCUGGCUAUCUUCAUGAUUUUACUUUUGGUAUAAAAUUAUUUUGAAUCAUAAUUCAUAAUAUUAUGACCCUAUGACCGUUAAAAUUUUAUUCAGAAAAACGCUGAUAUGACUUUUGGAUAAUAUAUUUAAUUAUAAUAAAAAUCGAUGUUGACUAUUGACUGGAGUUACAUGAUCUUAAAAUAUCAUUGGACGUGGACGUGGUGUAAGUAGACUCUUUGUAUAAAUAAUGACCAGUUGAAUGAAGAGUGAAGCUGUUAGACCACACUGAUAAAUUUUCGGAUUAUUUUAAUCAUUUCUACUGUUCACAGUUCUGUAUUUGCUUUUUGAAUACCUAUACCGGUGCCUAUACCUAUUUCAUUUUCUUGACAAGGAAAAUGCUUGGUGUUGAAAGCCUUAAUAAGUGCGUGGAAUGCGGAAAAGUGUAUAAACGUAAACAUGAUUUAAGAAGACAUGUAAAAAGUUCGCAUCCUGACAAACUGGAUUUAAUUGCGCCUUUAAAAGUGCUUAAAGGCAACGUCUAUAAGUGUACACACUGUGAUAGACAAUUUAGUUAUAAGCCAAAUUUAAACUAUCAUUUGAAAAAAGUGCACUCAGAUGUAUGUUCUGUAGAAACUCGAACAUUUCAACAUAAAAAAUGUUCACUAUGUGAUUAUAGUGCCACUUUUAAAAAGGACUUUAUUAAACAUUAUGAAACUUCUCAUAGCAUUCCUAUGGAAUAUGAUACAAUAGAGUUUUCCAACCAUGAUGACUUUAUUUCUUGGAAGAAUAAAAUAGAGCUUGAAACAAAUGCUAGUUUUAUUGCGGAAAAUGGAAAAAAGGCAGGAAUAGUGAACUACAUAUGCCACCGAUCUGGAUAUUUCAUCUCAAAAGGUAAGGGUGAGAGGCACCUUAAAAGACAAGGUAGCAAUAAGAUUAAUGGAUACUGCCCUGCUAUGAUAAAAGAAGUUGUCCAAAGUGAUGGAAAAUAUUUAGCACAUUUUACCAAAACCCAUGUUGGUCACUACAAUGAAAUUGAGCACCUAUUUUUGUCACCCUCAGAGAGAAAAACAAUUGCCAUGAAACUAGCUGUAAAAACUCCAUUUGAAGCGGUUUUACAUGAAGUGAGAGAUGGAAUUUUAGAUACAGGAAAGUUACAAAGAAGGCACCUUUUGACAAAAAAAGAUCUCUACAAUAUUCAGGCCAGCUUUAACCUUCCCUCUACUAGAGUAAGACGCAAAAAUGCUGCUGUUAACAACAAAGUUAAAGUUUCCUCUAAAAGAAGACAUAAAACUAGUUUAGAGUUAGACACGUUCCAUACUAUAAAUUUUGAAGACCUUUGGCAGGUGUCUCAAACAAAUGAAUUGUCACAGGAAGCACAGAUAUUGGAAAUCGUUGAAGAUGAUGGAGCAGCCGAACCCGAAAUUAUUUUUGAGGAAGUGGAUUAUAAGUCAGCUAGCAGGUGCAAAACAUUGGCGGAGAGAAAAGAAGAGAUGUUGCAAUACCUAUAUAAUGUAGUUAAUGGGGUUAACACAGAGGAAGAAUGGAAAGUUCUGGAAAAAAUGGUGAAUCCAAUUGAACCAACUUUGGCAGCAAUUAGCCUGCAGACCAGUUCUAACUUUGAAUCCAAAGAUUCCAUACCCAGCAAUUCAAAAAUUCUGAAACAGAGACAGUUGUUCAUUACAAAGAAAAAACCCAACCAAAAGAAACAGCUGACUAAACCUACAAGUGGAGAAUGUGACACUAUUUUAAAGUUCCUGUAAAUAUUGUAUGUCAACUUUUUAAUACACUACGCUUAAAAAAAACGCCCACCCAAAAAAUUGGUUUUUUGAUGUCUCGAAUUUUCUAAACCUGUUGUCCGAUUUAAGUGAUUUUUUAAUAUGUUAUAGCCUUAUUCUUUAACAAUAUGGCUGUAAUAAUAUUGUUGCUAGACAGGUAAAUUGUCAUAGUAUACCGGGUGUACCAAUCAAACCGUGUUUUUUUACUCAAAGUUCACCACAUCCUGUGGAAUAUUCUAGCCUAGCCUUUAUAAAAUACUGAAAUUAAAACCCAACUAUAGCCUCAGGUUCUCUUAACAUUCUGUUUUUGAUUCAUUCGCUUAUGGUAGAUAAUAAAAUAGCUAGAGACUUUAACAACUAGCCAUUUUCUUCAUCAAUACAGGGUGUUUUUUCAAAUAAGUGUGAUAAACUUUAAGGCCUAAUUCUGCAUGAAAAAAUAAUGACAGCUUGAUUUAUAAACGUAUGGCCGCAAUUGCUUCGUUUCUGAGAUAGGGAGGUGUUAAAAUUUUUCUUACAAAGUGACGAUUUAUUUAUUACCUUAAAACCGGUUGAGAUAAUUGCAAAUGAAAUUUGGUAGGUUUUAAGAGGUAGUUAUUGCACAUUUUUGACAUACCAUUAAGAAUUUAAUAUUCACCAUCGGCGCGCAGACGGGUUAUAUUUACUUGUGCCUUACUAUCUUAGAGUUAUCAAAAGAAAAUGAAAUUUAUGGAAAGGACCCAGCACAAACCUUAUGGAAAAUAGGUCCCAGUGGAUUUCUUUCAUACUUUGGGAAAAUACUCUUUGAAGCAUCCUGAUAAAAAGUUCUCAUGGGCACAACUCAAUCGUAUGAAGGAUUUUGAAGAUGUAGAAGUCCAAACUCGGAAAAUUAUAAGAUUUACGGGGUAUUCCAAUUCCGUGAGUUACUGGUUAUUUGGCAACAUGUAGAAGUUUGGAUCAAGGAAAAGUACGUACUAGUAGUCUAGGAUUUUUUCCUGGCUAUCCAAUGGUUACCUUUACUUUGACCUUGACCUUCAGCGGACGUCAUCUUCUAGAGUUUUGAGGCUUUUAGGCAUUAAAUUGAUAUAAACAGAUUACUCAUAUGUUUUUGGGAUCGCAAAACACGAAUAUGCCAUCAGAAUUACCCUCCGGAUGACGUGGUGGCCAGGGCCACUGUAAGGGACGUCAUCUUCUAGAGUUUCGAUGGUUUUUGGCAUUUAAUUGAUGCAAAUGAAUUACUGGAGGGUUUUUUGAGGUCGCUAAACACGAAUAUGCCAACAGAACCGUCUCCCGGAGCACCUGGUUUCCAAGGACAGUGAAAGGGGCUCCUGGAUUUUCGAGGGUCUUUGGUACUACAUUGAUGCAAACGGAUUAAUUAUAGGUUUUUGGGGUUGCUCAACACGAAUACGUGCGGAUCUGAUAGUGUAUGCAUGUUCAGCAACUCCAAAAACCUAAGAGUAAUCCAUUUGAUUCCUCCGAAACUCCAGAAGAUAACCUGUCUUAGGCACCAGGUGCUCCUGUGUCUGUGCUGAUCACGUAUUCGUGUUCAGCAACCCCAAAAACCUAUAACUAAUCCGUUUGGAUUAAUGUAGUACCAAAGACCCUCGAAAUUCCAGGAGCCCCUUUCAUUGACCUUGGAAAUCAGGUGCUUCGGGAGUCGGUUCUGGUGGCAUAUUGGUGUAUAGCGACCUCAAAAAACCCUCCAGUAAUUCAUUUGCAUCAAUUAAAUGCCGAAAACCAUCGAAACUCUAGAAGAUGACGUCCCUUGCAGAGGCCAGGGCCUCUGCAAUCCGGAGGGCAAUUCUGAUGGCAUAUUCGUGUUUAGCGAUCCCAAAAACCCAUGAGUAAUCUGUUUAUAUCAAUUGAAUGCCGAAAACCCUCGAAACUCUAGAAGAUGACGUCCGUUGAAGGUCAAGGUCAAAGUAAAGGUCGCCAUUGGAUAGCCAGGAAAAAAUCAUAGACUACUAGUACUUUUCCUUGGUCCAAACUUAUACAUGUUGCCAAAUAACCAAUAACUCAUGGAGUUAGAAUACCCCGUAAAUCUUAUAAUUUUCCGAGUUUGGGCCUGUAUAUCUUGAAAAUCCUUCAUACGAUUGAGUUGUGCCCAUGAGAACUUUUUAUCAGGAUGCUUCAAAGAGUAUUUUCCCAAAGUAUGAACGAAAUCCACUGGGACCUAUUUUCCAUAAGGUUUGUGCGGGGUCCUUUGUAAAAUUCUGAUUUUUUUAAAUCACAUUUAAUUUUCAAAAAUGUGCAUUCUAAACCGGUCAAAAGUUCAUUACUUAUGCUAAAAUAAAUAAAGUCUUAUUCGCCGUGUGCAAGUACUUAGAGGGGAUACGAGAAACGAUCGUGCGCGAAUAGCGAAGAAAUCUUGCAACUUUCUUAAAUAAUUCAUUGUCAAUUGAAAUUGUCAAAUUGACGUAUAUUUCAUAUCUACUGUCAAUGAAGAAGAAAAAUUAUGUUACUCCACAAUAUUGAUAUGAUAUGCAAUUAUUAUAUAAAAGUAAAUUUAAUUAAUUGUAUUUUGCUUGUAGUAGUGCAUUUUAAUAAUUAAUUUUAUUCACUACAUACAAUAGGGAACUUGCACAUUUUUUUAUUACAUAAUAAUGUUCAGUUUUUUAUAAAAAUGAGAUUUCCAAAAUUUCACGCGUUAAAAUCUCAUAAUAACUUAGAAGUACAAAUUUAAAGUCUUCUUUAUCUUAAAAUAGUUCAAACGACCCGUGACGUCACAGAGUUUACUAUGUGGUUCCGUUUAUGGUUAUAUUUACGUAUAUUCUUCUUUUUCUUCUUUAGUUUAUUGGCCUCUACCUACUUGGGUAUUUGGCCAGCUCGUCGUCGGGGAAUAAAGGAAAAAUAUUUAUAUUCUAAUGACAUUUAUCGUAUGUCGUUGUAAUAAUAAUAUACCAGUUUGUUGAGAUUGGAGUUUGAUACAGUUUUUGAAGGAAAGGAAAGAAGGUUUACUAUUGAAAAAAAAACCAUUUUGUAAAAGUACAAAUUUUCUAUGAAUAAUUCAAACGAUCAAAAACACUUUUAACGUCACAUAACUGUAUUUUUUACUGACGUUUAUAAUGUCUAAUUUAAAAUUAUAUAUACAAUUGGUGUAGAAUGUAAACAUACAACCCUGUGACGUCACGACGCGUUUUGGUGUGACUGGUAUAAGUUGAAUUUUUAGUCGUCUUUAGGGGCCAAACGAAAGACAAACAAAACUUUUUUAUCUUUGAUACAUGUUCUAAAUUAUGUUCUGUUUUGAUUUAUACCAUUUUUUUCGAAUUUAAAAUUUUAUGCAAGUUCCCUAUUGUUUAACUUUAUAAUAUAACCUUAACAUUACUUUUUCUUAUAAUUUUUUUGGGCUAUGGCCUUGACAAUUGUCCAGUAACCAGGACCAAUAUGAUUGGCCAACAUAAUUAAAAGUGCUAAAAAUGUUGCCGAGCUAUGAAACCAGGUGUCGCUUUUCCGAACUUGCGCGGUCCCAAUAGGGUUUACUAUAAGUUUAAUUUUUUUGUAGAAAUGGCGUAUGUUUUAUUUUUUACUUUUUCAAAAAUUUGAAAGGGUUCUCUUAUUUUUAUCAUAACUUGCUUAAUUUUGAUGCUUUCAAAUGAGCUACUGGAGCUCAUUUGAUAGGUAUUCAGGAGUACUUUCACAAGUGUUUAGUAAGGAUAUUUUAUAAAAUGCAUCGUUUUCCCAUUAUUUAAGCUUAGAUUAUUAAAUGGUUUUUCAAGUGAGUAUUUUAUUUGAAUUUUUAUCAUCUUCCAUUUUAGUUAUAAUAGCUUCUUUGUUAAAAAUUUAGUUUUUGAGUUAUUUAUGGGAAACCGCGUUUGUUUUAUAAAAUAUGUCUGCAAAUGCUUCGUUUGCGAGAUACGGUAUGUUGAAUUUUUUCUUACAAACUGAUGAUUUACUUAUUGUUCUACAACCGGUUGAGAUAUGCAAAUGAAAUUUGACAGGUUUAAAGAGGUUGUUUUUGCGCAUUUUUGACAUACAAUUAAAAACAUAUUCAUUGAGAAAAAAACACAGUUUGAUUGGUACACCCGGUAUGCGUUAUGCAAUGACAAUUUACCUGUCUAUUCUUGUUCUCAUGAUCAUUUUUCAGUGCGUCACAGUUUUUCGAUUUCUCUCUAAUGCAUUAAGUUUCAUGAGACGGAAAAAGCGGUAGUUCCGUGAUUAAAGACAAAAAUAAUGCAGCAUUACAAUGGUUAUAUACAUAAGAUGUCUGUUCCUAACCUACGUUUGAUUCGUUGAUAUUUAGAAUGCGCGUUUUUUCUAGCCAAUCAAAUACACGUAUUACGAACAUUUGACGAAAACUUCGUCCAUUUUGGCCAAUUUUUAGAAGUGUCAAAGAGUCAAGUGACGGUUAUUAUUCAGGUCAGUAUUUUGUGUACCUAUCAUUUUGAAAUUUCGAAUUCGACUUCCCUUGUGUUUCACAACGUUUUUGUGCAUUAUUUUGUGUUUUGGUUUAGAAUUUAGUUCGUUAAAAGUUAGUUUUGUAUUUUGGUUUAGAAUUUAAUUCGUUAGAAGUUAGUUUAUACUCCAGGUUAUUAUGCAAGAAAAAUAUCCAUAGUAAGGAGACGUAACUCAUGGCUGAAGAACCUUAGGAACUGGUUUGGAUGUAAUAACAAUGAAUUAUUUAGAGCCGCGGUUUCAGAAAUAAAGAUCGCUCUGAUGAUUACCAACUUUUGAAGCGGAGACAGCACCUAGAGAAGAAGAUAAAAAUACAGUUUAUGGAUAGUUUUGUGUCAUUUUUGAAUGUUUCCAUAUUUAUAAAUUUAAUUAACAAUAUUGUUUACUUUUUAAUUUUAUUCCCCUUUAUAAAAAAUACCUACAUGUUAACAUAUUGUGUAAAAAUAAAAUCUACUAAAUUACUAAUUAGUUUAAUUCCACAAGCUUUUCACCUAUGGCGAAGUACGAUUCUGGCAUCUGUCAGAUUCGUCAAUAAUUACAUGAAAUAAGUCUCGACACACCCAAUACAGUAUAUGACGUCAUAAUUAAUGACACACUGAAAAAUGAUCAUGAGAACAAGAAUAGCAAUAAUGGAAGUAACAAGUGUGGGAAAUUCGAGACAUCAAAAAUGACCCCUUUGUUGGGGUGCCCGUUUUCUCUGACGCGCAGUGUAUUUUUUAUGUAUUCAGAUGUAAAACCUAUUUGGGUGAAGUUUUUGGGUAAAUUUUUUUCUUAAUCAUCCACCUUUUUUGCAUAUUUUAUAUUUUUAACUUGGUAUCAUAGCAGCUGAUGGGAAGUAUUUCAAAAUUUCAAUACUUUUUUUUGUAUGUAUUUAAAUACUUUUAGAGUAGGUAUUUAAAUACCAAGUAUUAUAUUAUAAAUAAGUAAGUCUUUGAUAUUUAAAUACUCUACAGUCUAAUCUAAAGUAUUUAAAUACCUACAAAAAAGUAUUUAAAUUUUAAAAUACUGCCCAUAAAAAUAUGAAAUGUGAAAAAGGGUGAAUGAUUAAGAAAAAAAUUUAUCCAAGCACUUGAGUAAAUUUUUAAUAUAUAAAUACAUACUUUUCAACAUU
This is a messenger RNA of Diabrotica virgifera virgifera (western corn rootworm), 7242 nucleotides long. RefSeq lists its product as uncharacterized. The transcript has 2 exons. The record is from RefSeq and is a predicted model, not a curated record. The coding region runs from base 384 to 1748 and encodes 454 amino acids. NCBI's taxonomy places the organism in Eukaryota, Metazoa, Arthropoda, Insecta, Coleoptera, Chrysomelidae.